Homalodisca vitripennis (glassy-winged sharpshooter) is the source of this 2353-nucleotide messenger RNA. RefSeq names its product hemocyte protein-glutamine gamma-glutamyltransferase-like. The transcript is spliced from 15 exons. Lineage: Eukaryota; Metazoa; Arthropoda; Insecta; Hemiptera; Cicadellidae. Gene Ontology annotation, molecular function: protein-glutamine gamma-glutamyltransferase activity. Bases 16 to 2286 code for a protein of 756 amino acids. The record is from RefSeq and is a predicted model, not a curated record. Gene Ontology annotation, biological process: peptide cross-linking.
UUACCUACAUUAGUAAUGAGUUAUUGGGUAUCUUGCCGAAAGGCAGCUAAGAACUACAAGGAGGAGCUACAGAAGCGGUUUUGUGCUAACUACAGCAGUGAUGUAUCAAAUACCAGAUCCAUCAUAUCGAAAGAAAUAUUUGACAAUAACAUCAUCGACUCCUCAAGCCCUAUCUUACAAGUUCAGAAUGUGAGCUUUGACAGAGAAGUGGAAGGCUUCAGACACCACACAAGCAGGUAUGAGGUGAUGCAAGAAGAGGGUGCAGCUCUUGUGUUCCGUAGAGGCCAACCCUUCUCAUUUGUCUUGCACUUCAAUCGUGCAUUCAUUCCUGAAGAAGAUUACUUUCAUCUGCAAGCCGAGUUUGGUCAUACUCCGCUAAUACCUAAAGGGACAAAAUAUAAACUCCCGUUGUCAGAAAAAAGUGAUAAUGAUGAUAAUUGGGAAUUCAGUCCUGUUAAUCAAAGCAACGAUGAAAAUGAAUUCAAAGUACAGGUCAAGACACCAUCAAACUGCCAAGUUGGACUGUGGAAGUUUGCUCUUUUCACCUACAAGCGAAAUUCACCUGGAGAAGCAAAAUACACUUUCCUACAAGACUUUUACAUCCUGUUCAAUCCAUGGAAUGAAAGUGACCAGGUGUUCCUUGAGGAUGAGGAGAAGAGGCAGGAGUAUGUGCUCAAUGACCAUGGCAAGAUCUGGAUGGGGACUAACAAGGCUCCUGUCAGUUACCCAUGGGUGUACGGUCAGUUUGACCUCUGUGUGUUGCCUGUGGUCACCCUGUUGUUGGCUGGCUCCGACAUCCCUCCGACUGAGAGAGGCUCUGCCGUCAUCAUCUCCAGGGCUCUCUCUGCCUUGGUGAAUUCCUAUGAUGAUGAAGGACUGUUGGUGGGGAAAUGGGUGGGGACUUUCGACGACGGCACCAAACCCUUUUCUUGGACUGGAAGCAUUGAUUUCUUCAACGAGUUUCUCACAAGCAGUCGGUCGGUGAAGUACGCUCAAUGCUGGGUCUUCGCAGGAGCCCUUGCCACAGCAUGCCGAACAUUGGGGAUCCCUUGCAGACCUGUCACCUGCUACGUCUGUGCGCACGACACUGAUAACUCUCUUACAGUCGACAAGUACUUCUCCAAGAGCGGCAAAGUGAUAAAAGGCGGGGCCGAUGGUGGCUGUCAUGACAGCAUCUGGAAUUUCCACUGCUGGAACGACGUGUGGAUGACCAGGCCCGAUCUACCACCAGGCUACGACGGCUGGCAAGCUAUCGACGCCACACCCCAAGAGAAGAGUGGUUGGAAGUAUAGGACUGGCCCAGCUUCUCUAGAAGCUAUCAAGAAAGGACUGGUGGGCUACCAGUAUGACACAAGUUUUCUGUUUUCUGAGGUAAAUGCUGACGUCUGCCAUUUCGUAGAAGAUGAUGAUUCCCCUUGGCGCUUUACCAGAAUCAAGUUGGAUCCAUCAAUGAUAGGGAAGAGGAUUGUAACUCAAAGUUUAACUGACAAUGUAUAUGGAGAAAGGGGAAUGGAAGAUAUUACCAGCCAAUACAAGAACAGUGAAGGAUCAGAAGCAGAGCGAGCUGCUGUCUUCAACGCUAUCAGGGCUCACCCCAAAGCCCAGAAAUUGUACAAGGCAGUUAAAACUCCUGUAGUGAGAGAUGUCUACUUCAAACUGAAAGAAAUUGAUUCAGUUCUCAUCGGUGACACUUUUUCAGUAUCACUGACUAUGGAGAAUCAUGCAUCAGAACAAAGGAAAGUGAAUGCUGCCCUGACUGCUAGUUCAGUUUUUUAUACAGGACAGAUUGUUGAUAUCAUCAAAGAAGGUGAUGUGGAAGUUAAUCUUCAGCCUAAAGAAGUGAAGACCGUGAGGAUAUCAGUGUUACCUGAAGACUACCAUGGAAUGUUGGCUAAGAGUACGUUCAUGAAGGUAAUGGCUGUGGCAAAUGUGGUAGAGACUGGACAAUCGUUCACUGGAGAAGACGACUUUGAGGUGCUAAGAACCAAGCUGGAGAUAAAGGUGCUGGAUCAAAUACACGUCGGGAAUACAGUAGAAGUUCAGUUUUUCUUCUCUAAUCCUUUAGUGGAGAAUCUGACCAACUGUGAACUGAAGGUUGAAGGACCAGGUCUGCUGAAACCAAGGACUGAGAAAGUGAGCAACAUCCCAAGUUACGGCCAGUUGAGACACAGUGUGAGCAUGACCCCCCGACGAGUUGGAACACAUCUGCUGGUGGCCACAUUGUCCUCUGACCAACUAUCCAACAUCAAGGGGUCCAAACAUGUCAUGGUCGAGGCUCAGAAUUGACUUCACACUCUCCAGUCAUUGACUUCAAUAAUGUGUGAACAAGCGAAAUAAACAAUUAUUCAUUAUA